Molecule: messenger RNA, 1787 nt
Organism: Didymodactylos carnosus
Lineage: Eukaryota; Metazoa; Rotifera; Eurotatoria; Philodinida; Philodinidae
Source: the annotation of a GenBank genome assembly
AAGCUGUAGGAGGAGAUACAGUUGCAAGAUGAGGUGCUAAAAGUUCGUUAGGCAAAUCUCGGAUUUUCCUGAUUUUCACUGAGUGUGUAAAGAAACUUGAAUCACACAUGAAUCGAUGCAGCUUGAGUUGCUGAAUCCGAAAUCCGAAUAUCGCAUUUAAAACUGAAUUCGAACAAACGACGAUUUCAUAUUCUCGUUUUUCUCAACAUGUGCAAAAGCACACUUUUUCGGGGCUUCUCGUAUUUUGAAGUUUUCAACCUGAAAAUUUCACCCAAAUUGAAAUCUGAUCAUGAAGACCCUAGAUCAGAAUUGUCAGGGCUAUUGAAUGGUGUAUGAUUCGACUACUUUUGAAUCUGCUCCGUUUUUGCCUUAGCGGCACCUUACAAUACAAUAAGUGCUUUCUUGAUACAUACAAAUAGAUUCUAAUAUAGACACUUGAAAAAAUACGUGACUCACAUAGACCGCAAUGCGAGUAUGCGAAGCGGCUUAAAACCAAGCAAACAAACGAACGUAAAUUCAACCAAAAACUAUUGUUAGGGACUGAUUUUAUGUUUGAAAUAGGCCUAGUUCUGGAUAUUCAGGAUCGAAGGUAUUGGUUAAGGGACAAGCCUUUAGCAAAAUUCCUUCUUUCUACUGAUUUACAUCAAUCUGGUAGAUUAGACAUUCCUGUCUAUGCAGUAGAAAAGAAAAGACUGCCUCCCUUUCAUCAAGCUUUUGUCUCUGUUAGGACGCCACCAGAAAUAAGUGAUCGAAAGUGGGAAGCGACUACAACAUGUAUUGGUACACGUUUAGCGACAGCUAACAGUAUUGUUACUGUUGAUAAAGAUAUAACCAGCGUGAUGAUUGUAAAUCUGACCCCACGAUGGACUCACAUCCGUUGUGGGCAAAAGCUAGCGUAUUUUGAUCCAUUUUCCUCUGCUUCUUGUGCACAAAAACCUGAUGGAGUUGAUGAUACAUUUACAAAUAUUUCACAGGAAUCACCGAAGGCUAAAUUAAAAGACGGAGAUAAUUCAUCUUCUCAUUCUAUUGCGGACAAAAAGUUAGAUGCUUAUAUUGAUAAGAUCAGAAAGAAGCUUCAACAACAAGAUCCAUCGUAUUUAUUCAUUCAAAAUUCGAAAGCAAAAAUUAAAUUUGAUACAGAUGUUGGAGAAGGAGAUUUUGGUUCGUUAUUCUCGCUUUCUGUUCUUUCUGUUUUUAAGAAUCAGAGUACAGAUGAAAGGUCAGAAACUUUCCCUAAUGUAUCAGUACAUCCUUUAGCGAAGAGGACAAAUUUCGCGGAUUUUGAACCAGUCGAUUCUCAACUUUCAGCUGUAAGGGCCGAAGAACGAUUACAGCCAAUCGCUAGAACAAGAGAUACUACAGAUACUACUACACAUAAUCCUGGUGAUUGGCUCUCAAAACUCGAUUUAACAUCAGCUGAGCUUUCCGUAAAUCAGGAAAAUCAACUAAGGCAAUCGCUACGUCAAUAUUCAGACAUUUUCUCUUCAAAACCUGGCCGUACCAACGUAGUAAAACAUCAUAUUGAUGUUGGUGAUUCUAGACCGAUCAAACAGGGUUCUUACCGAUUAUUAAACCCUGAAAGAAAGGCAACAUGCACUAAACAAACGGUCGAAAUGUUGAAUAAUGAUAUUGCCGAGCCUAGUUUCGGACCGUGGGCCAGUCCUGUAACUCUUGUCCCUAAAAAGGACGGAACACUUCGCUUCUGCAUUGAUUUUCGCAAACUUAACGAAGUCACAGUGAAAGACACGUAUCCGAUUCCCAAAAUCGAUGAUACGCUCGAUGCCUAA